AUGAUAACAGUUCUUUUCAAAAAGAAAGUGUAAUGGAAAAUCACUCUGUUCGUAUAAAUUAUACGCUAAUACCUCGCGAUACAGAACAACCAUUAAUACAUGAUAAUCAAAGUAAACCAUGUGAAGAAAAUAGUAAAAAGCGUGAGGAAACAGUUUUGACAAAUGAAGCAAUGGAUGGUUUAUUUUGUCCCAGAGCUAUGUUAUUUUUAAUAUUAUGGUAUUUCAUCAGUGGAUGCACUCUAUUCUUGAAUAAAUAUAUAUUAUCCUACAUGGAAGGCAAUCCCACAAUUUUAGGUGCUUGUCAAAUGUUGAUGACCACAGUUUGUGGAUUUAUACAAAUGUAUUUUCCAUGUGGAAUGUACAAAGCACGUCCCAGAUUAAUGAAACCGGCAGGUUUUUAUAAACAUAUGAUAUUGGUAGGAUGUACAAGAUUUACAACAGUAGUACUAGGACUAGUAUCACUCAAUUAUGUAGCAGUGAGUUUCACAGAAACCAUUAAAAGUAGUGCACCACUUUUUACCGUCCUUAUUAGCAGAUAUUUAUUAGGAGAACAUACAGGGUUAUAUGUAAAUCUAUCUUUAAUUCCUGUAAUGGGUGGAUUAGCUUUGUGUUCAGUAAAUGAAAUCAGUUUUGAUUUCAGAGGAUUUAUUGCUGCUAUGGCUACCAAUUUAACAGAAUGUUUACAGAAUGUUUAUUCAAAAAUGUUAAUCAGUGGUGAUAAUUUUAAAUAUACACCUGCAGAACUACAAUUUUAUACAAGUUUAGCAUCAAUUGUGGUACAAAUACCAGUGUCAAUUCUGUUGGUGGAUUUACCAACUCUUGAGCAUUCUCUAAGUUUUAAAUUAUUCACAGCCAUUCUUCUUAAUGGAGUAUUCUUCCAUUUUCAAAGUAUUACUGCAUAUGUACUUAUGGAUUACAUCAGUCCUGUGACACAUAGUGUUGUUAACACAGCAAAAAGAGCUUCUUUAAUUUGGUUCUCUGUGUUAUUAUUUAACAAUCCAGUAACUGGUUUAUCAGCUAUGGGAACAUCUUUAGUAAUAAUAGGAGUAUUAUUGUAUAAUCGAGCACGACAAUAUGAUAAAAUAAACAAAGCAAAAUUACGAUACAAUUCUAAAGUUAAUUUACAGUAA
This is a messenger RNA of Habropoda laboriosa, 1130 nucleotides long. Its product is annotated as solute carrier family 35 member E2-like. Gene Ontology annotation, molecular function: antiporter activity. Gene Ontology annotation, cellular component: Golgi apparatus. The record is from RefSeq and is a predicted model, not a curated record. Lineage: Eukaryota; Metazoa; Arthropoda; Insecta; Hymenoptera; Apidae. Bases 33 to 1130 code for a protein of 365 amino acids. The transcript has 5 exons.